This is a messenger RNA of Monoraphidium neglectum, 1395 nucleotides long. RefSeq lists its product as hypothetical. Bases 1 to 1395 code for a protein of 464 amino acids. Lineage: Eukaryota; Viridiplantae; Chlorophyta; Chlorophyceae; Sphaeropleales; Selenastraceae. Gene Ontology annotation, biological process: nucleocytoplasmic transport. The record is from RefSeq and is a predicted model, not a curated record. The transcript has 6 exons. Gene Ontology annotation, molecular function: protein binding. Gene Ontology annotation, cellular component: nuclear pore.
AUGGCGCGUGAGCUGCUGCCUGGAGAGGAUGAGGAGACGCUGGCGGAGAAGGGCGUGUGCUUCCCGCGCGUGCGCGUGUCAGAGGCCCAGAUAGAGGGGGCGCUGGCACAAAGCAUCCCAGUGGUAUCGGUGGCAGCGGGGCUGCAGGCGGCCUGGCCCAGCGGAGGCGGCGGCGGCGGCAGUGGGGGCAGCGGGGGCAGCAGCGGCAGCGCUGGCGGCCUCCUAGGCGCUGCCGCGGGUGUGGCGCGGCUGCUUCAGGCUAGACUUGGCAUACCCCUGCCCUGGCCGCUGCAGCCGCGCGCCCCCAUUGCCCCGCCGCCACCGGAGCUGCUGGCCUGGCACGCCCAGCGCCAGUGGCUCGCGGUCGGCCACGCGCCCACUGAUUCCGUCCUCGUGUACGACCUAGACAGCGCCCCGGGGGACGGGUCCGAGGCGGUUGACGAGGCGAGGUUCGUGCUGACUCAUGAGCUGCAGCGCGGCCUGUCGUGCCUGGCCUGGCGCCCCGUGCACUGCACCAUGGUCGCCGCCGGCGUGGAGGGCGGCGCGCUGCUGUGGGCGCUGGGGCGGCAGCCGCUGGCCGCGGCGGGGGCCCAGCGCGGCGCGGGCGGCGCUGCGUGGGCGUCGUUCCUCCACUUUGCGGACGGCUGCAGGGUGACGGCGCUAGCCUGGUGCCCCGACGGCCAGCGGCUCGCGGGCGCCAGCGAGGACUGCAGCCGCGUGGUGGUGUGGGACGCCGCCCUGGGCACGGGCGCGCUCGUGCGGCUGGGGCUGGACCCCGUGGCGCUGCUGCGGUGCGCGGUCGCCGCCGCGGCGUGGGCGCCCUCGGGCCGCGUGCUGCUGCUGGCUUUCAGCGGCGCGGGCGGCGGCUCAGGCGGCGGCGCGGGUGCGGGGAGCCCUGGUGGCGGUGGCGGCGGCGGCGUGGUGGCGCUGCAUCUGGUGGGCGACCCUCCCAGCCUGUUGGAGCAGGUACUGCCGGUAACGCUGCCGGAGGUGACAUCACUUGACAGGCUCCCGGGCGGCCCCCUGCCCCCGCUUGCUGCAGCGGUGUCCGACAUGGCCUGGGACCCCUCCGGCCGCCGCCUGGCGGUGCUGCUGCGCGCCCCGCACCCCGCGGCGGGGCUGGUUGCGGUGUACAGCACGGUCCUGUCGCCCCUGCUGCAUGCGGAGCUCAUUGGCUUCGCACGCCCGCUGGCGGCACGGCCCCGCGGCGGCGGCAAGGGAGGCGGCGCUGCCGAGGACGACGCCGCAGGGCCGCACGGAGGCGUGGGCGGCGGCGGCGCGGCGGCGGCGCUGGCGUUUGCGGCGGCGCCUGCCAAGGGUGGCGCGGUGCUGAGCGUGGCUGGCUGGGUGCAGGGCGGGCGGCUUGAGGUAGCCAACCUCGCGUUGGCCCUGUGA